Messenger RNA from Desarmillaria tabescens, 873 nucleotides. RefSeq lists its product as uncharacterized. Lineage: Eukaryota; Fungi; Basidiomycota; Agaricomycetes; Agaricales; Physalacriaceae. Bases 1 to 873 code for a protein of 290 amino acids. The transcript has a single exon. The record is from RefSeq and is a predicted model, not a curated record.
AUGUACUCUUUUGAUACCGACGAAACCUUGAGCGUCUUUGGGCUGCCAACUGAAGCGACCAGUUCGAUAACAUACGUCAACUGGGCCCACGUUCCGGAGUGGAUCAAGGAAGUACUGGAUGAUAGUUGGUGCGUGACGGAUGGGCGCGUCGGUGUGGGGGAGGCGAAUGCGCACACGCUUUGGUAUCUCAACCGUCAAGGCUGUUCCUCGCCGAGACUGAGGAUCACGGUCUACGUCCAGUCACCGAUGGAUGCCAACGGGGUCUUGGACAUGGCUGCUGCCAGACAAGCAACACGUCGGUGUCUUGCAAGUAUUAUCCAAAGCACCGACGCCCCUCUCCAGUUCGUAUGGACAUGCGCAGAGCUUGACGAGUUCGGCGAGUAUUCCGUGCGGUAUACACGUGGUGGCAGAUGUAUCGUUGUUGCUGCAGGUCAAACCGUUGUCGAGAUAUGGAACAGGGAUAACUCGAUGGCGGUGGAGAGUUUCGAGGAUUGCGCUCGCAAACUCCUGGAACAUACCAUUCGCAGGGAAUCGGAUGGUCUACCCCUUACUGCCCCUAUCAUCAAACGUGGUCCACUCGCUACCGGAAGUCAUGACGAGCAUCCGAGCAAAAUCGUGGUCCAAAACGAUGGCCGAUUUUCGCUCGACUUUGAGCUAGAUAAGCCCAUCGCUGCUGCCAAUGCUACUACCGAAGGAUACGGUUAUAUGUUUGAGAGGUAUGUUCAGGAGGUUACAGAAGAUUUAGUCACUGUCAAGCUCAUAAUGGUGGCACGAUACGCUGGGAGUCAUGUGGUGACAGUGCACUUCGCAGAUUCGGAGACGAUGAUAUCGCGAUCGCAAAAGUUUGAGAUUGAGGUUGAGAUUGUUGAAUGA